Messenger RNA from Alternaria alternata, 2423 nucleotides. RefSeq lists its product as hypothetical. NCBI's taxonomy places the organism in Eukaryota, Fungi, Ascomycota, Dothideomycetes, Pleosporales, Pleosporaceae. The transcript is spliced from 3 exons. Bases 120 to 2240 code for a protein of 706 amino acids. Gene Ontology annotation, cellular component: membrane. The record is from RefSeq and is a predicted model, not a curated record. Gene Ontology annotation, biological process: transmembrane transport.
AGUUCGUUGGGCAACGGUCAUUGGUCGGUGGAACGGCUGCGCCUCAACUUUGAACAUUUAAGUAAGAACAGAAGUCUGUCUCCACUGCAACCUGAUAGUCCUAUGUUCUCUCUCGCAGCAUGGACGAUGACUCCGGCGCAGAAGCUGUCAAAAGUUGGCGGUCGAUUCUUACGAUUAUCGUCUUUGUUUUGAUUAAUCUGCCGAUACUACACCCAUUUAGCCUGCCAGUCUAUAUCCCACAUUUGGUUGCGGAAUCUUUAUUCUACAUCCUCAGCGUCUUGCGCAUAUUGUCAUGGCAAAGAGAAGGUGGCGCAGCUAAACGGUCGAAGUUCACCAGAUACACGGUACCGGUCAACUAUGUUACAGCGCCUCUCGCCACAGUAUUAUUUCUACUAGCUGCUACAGUCAUUGGCAAACACGAACUCAUGUUGGGUAUUAUAGGCGAUGAUGAUACCGGUAUCUGCCCGUACGACCUAGUCAUUGUCUUCCUCAGUCUAGGAUAUAUUGCCAAUUCACUUGGAGCAGCUGGCUUAGUCCGGUGGGUGGUAUUCAAAGCCGUGAGACUCGGGAAGGUAGGUCACCGCUUAUAUUUCUACCUCUACAUCUGCUUCUUCAGCAUAGGAGCCUUUCUUGGAAACGAUCCCAUCAUGGUCCUGUUUCUCUCCUACUUCAUUCGGGUCGCUUCGAAUAUCAAACAUCUACGAGCAUGGAUACAGACGCAAUUCUGCAUCGCCAACAUCGCAACCGGGAUCUUGGUAUCAUCAAAUCCUACUAACCUCGUGCUCGCAAAUGCGUUCAAGAUACGUUUUGUUAGCUUUACAGCGAAUAUGGUUGUGCCAGUCUUUGCCACAACAGUUCUGCUCUUUCCCUUCCUACUUUAUAUCGUAUUUGCCGAUGAAAGUCUUAUCCCGAUGUCAGUGAAGGUCCUUGACCUACCUGAUCAAAUCAAAAACAAAAAGCCAACAAAUCCCAAUAUUCGGGUAGUACGCGAAAGGCCUACUGACAACGAAAACUUUUGGUCCGAGGAAGAAGACGCGGAACGGGAGCGUGCAGAACGGGAGCACGCGGAACGGGAGCACAUCUUGAACCCUUUCCUCGACAAGAAGAGUUCUAUUCUCGGGUCCAUCAUCUUCGCCGUAACGAUCAUCCUGCUAUUGGCCUUGAACGCUGUAUAUCUUUCGCAAGGUGGCAAUACUGACUUCUGGGUUACACUGCCAGCUGCUGUCACCAUGCUCUUUUGGGAUCUUACUGUGGGCUGGAUGCAAAGGGCAGGAACACGUCGUAUCGCGCAACAGGGAAGGGAUCGCGCUAAAAGUCUCAAUCUCGAUGGAGGAGUCUCAGCAAUCGAGGACGUGGACCUAGCUCAUGAUGAUCACAGCGCAUCUAACAUACAUUUGUGUUCGUGCCAGAAAAAUCCCUCUCAAGGAACUUGGUUAUCAUGGAGUGUCGAUGCCAGAAGGGUGGCUCAGGCCUCCAAUAGAACAUCAACCGAAGAGCCUCCAUCAGGAAACACAACCAACAAGAGUUUGGGGACGACCCAGCAGCAGCAGCAGCAAAUACCCAUGACUGGCGUGCAGCGGGCGCUCACAAAUUUAGGGAUCGCAGAAACCUCACACCCGACAUCCGAGCUUCGACACAGAGAUGAUCAUGUUACGCUAUUCAAGCUCCUAGAAAACCGGUACGUGUGGUGUCAAGAGACCUUCCCCACAACGACGGUCUGUCUACGUCAGCUUCCAUACGAUCUCGUCCCCUUCGCGUUCUGCAUGUUCAUCCUUGUGGAGGCUCUCAUCAGCAAAGGUUGGGUUCGUGUAUUUGCUCACUGGUGGGACCUCUGGGCUACCAAGUCUGGAUCUGUCGGAUGCAUUGCAGGUAUGGGCUUCCUGGGUGUGGUGCUAUCUAACUUUGCGGGGACGAAUAUCGGGGCAUGCCUGCUACUGUCGCGCGUAAUACAAGCAUGGCAAGAGACACAUGACAAAAGCGGAAUACCGAUAAGCGAAAGAAUGUUCUGGGGAUCAGUCUAUAGUCUCUCACUCGGUGUGAACUACGGCGCAUUCGGCAUAUCGAUGAGUGCAUCGCUAACCGGUAUCAUGUGGCGAAGUGUGCUGAUGAAGGAGAAUACUAGAGUCGGUCCACUGGAGUUCUGGCGGGUGAACAUUCCGAUCAUUGCUUUUUCCAUGGUAGUUGCUUGCACAGUUCUCGUUGGAGAAACGUACAUCAUUAGAGAUAACAGUCCUCAUUGAAAUCAACAUCACCAUCCCCGGGUCACCUUGGAAUCUAGUAGCAACCCGUAGACGCUGAGUCCCAGCAUGUGGUGAUCCGUGGAUGAUCUGCACUCGCCGCGCGACACCUUGCGCGUUGAUCUGGCCCCCACGCUUACUCUGCAUAGCCUCAAAAGGCGGCGAAGCCAGGUAUAAGGGUGUUUC